GAGACGGACUGUGGCUGUGAACGCAUGGACUUACCCGAGAAACAAGAGGACAUUUCAGGAAGAAGUGCAGAGCUGCUGGAGGAGAUGGGGAGACGCAGAGAGCAGCUGAACAUCCUGAGGAGGCGACAGGUACAGGAGCGUGAGGCCGCUCGCCACAGGAAUGCCACCUUGCUGCAGGACUUACAGAAGAUAGAGGAUGGUCUUAGAGGAGCGAAGCUGACACACACACAUCUCCUGGCUUCAGAGACAAGGUAUUGGGUGUCUGUGGAAGAGUCCGUCCCAGCCUGGGAGCACUUCCUCUUGGGUAAAGGCCCACACCCAAUCGAUGGUCCAGGACAGACCGCAAGGAGAAACAAACACAACCCCAGCAUAGGCCUGCCUCCUCGGCCAAAACCACGGGCUGCCAGGUAGCUGAUUAUGAUGGUGCUACUGCAGCCUGAAAUCACCGUUUUAAAGUGACAUGAUGAAAAUGAGCACAAGUCAGAUGUUCUGCCGACCAAUGGGUUUCUAUGGUGAACCAUGGCAUCAAGCAAUGAGAAGAAGCGUAACUUUCUGACACCAACAUCAAGGUGUUUGUUUGUGAGGUGGAGGUGGAGAUCGACCGAUUGUUUGUUUGGUGGCCACAGCAGUGAUGUCAUUAAUAGAAGAGCAUGCACAGAGUGGUAACGUGUUGCUGCUGCUGUAAAUGCAGAGCGAGUACGAAACAGA
This is a messenger RNA of Limanda limanda (common dab), 708 nucleotides long. It is a transcript of the gene cep15, whose product is annotated as centrosomal protein 15. The transcript has 4 exons. Bases 25 to 411 code for a protein of 128 amino acids. The record is from RefSeq and is a predicted model, not a curated record. Lineage: Eukaryota; Metazoa; Chordata; Actinopteri; Pleuronectiformes; Pleuronectidae.